Caenorhabditis auriculariae is the source of this 12102-nucleotide messenger RNA. The record is from the annotation of a GenBank genome assembly. Lineage: Eukaryota; Metazoa; Nematoda; Chromadorea; Rhabditida; Rhabditidae.
AUGCAGUUGCCUCUGCGCGGACGUCUUCUGUUCGUAACGUUAGUCCAUUCAAUUUUCUCGCAGUUUGGCGACGUUAUGGCGGCCUGCCUCAACAUGAUGAACGUUCCGAUCCGAAGUUUUUUCAACUCCAGCAUGACUUCCCACUACGGUCAGCUCUCAGACGCCGAGUCAGUUUCCUUUCAUUUCCUGCUCUCUUAUUCCAAGUUUCUCAGCUUAGCUUUUUCAACUAAAUUCGAUAAAAAUGUAUAAAAACUUUGAAGAAAUAACUUUGAAACAAAAUUUACAGGUUUGAGACGUACUUUUCGGCAUGCGCUUCAGCAAUGUUCGUGGGUCUGGCGCUGGGAUUUCUGAUAAUGGGUCAGCUCAUGGACUCUUUAGGUCGGAAGCAGACAGUCAUUGUCAGGUUUCCGCUUUUCCGUUUCCAGAGCUGAAAUGCAAUUUGAAGGUGUUUCCUGGGAAUACUCGGCUCAGUUUGCAUGUUCGCCUCGAGACUCGUCGACCGCUUCGAGCUGUACGUCGUCGGUCAUCUUCUCGCUGGCGUCGUUACCGGCCUCAAAGUCGUCCUUGUCAUUUACAUUGCUGAGUGUAGUCCAGAUAGCAAAAGAGGUUUCUGCAAUUUCUAUCGUCAGAAAAACGUUUUCUAGUUCUAAAUAUUGACACACUUUUUGGUUUUCUAGAACCACAUUGCGAUGAAAACUCAUCAAGGUAAAAAACAAUUAAGAAAAAAAAAGUUUUCAUAUUUUUUUUCUCAGAGUUUGUGAAACGAAAUAAGUUUUUUUACUAAAAAAAGGAAACUAGUUCAAACGUUUAGAAUUUUUUUCUGAGGUGAAAUGCAAAUUUGAGCCAUUUUUUUCCAAUACGAGGAGAACCGUUUAUCACUCAAUUUCGACUAAAAAAAAUUUUUUUUCAUGUUUUUUUUACAGGACUCACGGCUCUGGCAAUUAAUUCUGGUGGCGUUCUAAUGACUUUGAUCUUCACGCCCCUUUGUUUGCCCUCCAUUCUUGGCUCAGAAAAUCUCUGGUGGGACUUUUUCCCUCCCUGAUUGAUAGUGAGAAGGGUGUUAAGGAUGUUGCUACCAUGUAUAACUGCGUUCCUCGCUGCAGCUCAUUUGGCCUUUAUGGUCUUUUUCCCACAGAGUCCCAAACAACUUUACAUUCAAGUGCGUUGAGUGAAAGUGAAAAUCUUUUUUAAAAAAAUUUCAGAGAAAUAACGAGCCUGCCGCUCGUGCUGCACUCAGGUUUUACUAUGGUGACUCAAAAGAAGUUGAAAUUGGUUGGUUUUCACAAAUAAAAUUAUGUCUCGUCAAAAAAAAAGAAAACGCUCGGUUAUUCAAAUUCAUCAUUGUUCUUAUGACGGGGAAAGAAUAUCAUCAUUGCAUCAAUGUGGAAAGUGAACCAGCGACCUCCACAGCAAUGUGAAAGCGCACUGCCACUGCGCCACUCAAACUCCGCGUUGCGAGCGAGUAGAAACGGCAUAGAUCGGCGCUUCAGUAUAACUACUGGAGUUUUAAAUUUUUAUUUUUAAAAACCUGAUAGUAGUGAAACUGAAAUAACAUUUCAAAAAAAUUCCUAAUUGCAGAGGAAGCUCUGAAUGAAAUGAAACGCGAAAAGAAAAAAGCAGAUAAGCAGUCUUUCUCUUUUCUCGAAAUCCUUCAACACGAUUCGCACCGGUAUGAAACGUUUUUUUUUGACUCUCAAAAAAGAACAACUAUUCAGAUUUUCUUUUUUUCUGGUACUCGUUUGCGCUCUGAUACCAGUGUUUUCGGCUGUCAACGUCAAAAGCCAAUACCUCAUCACUAUGCUCAUAUCUUUCGGACUUUCUCAGUCCGACGUAGGUUCUGCGUUAUGAUGCUGUACAAACAGGAUUUACAGGCAACGACGACCUUGAUGGUCAUCUCCGGAGCCUCUCUUCCGGUUGGAUUCGUUGCUCCGGUUCUCAUUGAAAAGUUCGGCAGACGUCCCUUGUUUGUAACUAUCACCGUUCUUUGCGCUCUUGAGUGGUUCGGCUUCGCAUUGGCUCAGGCUUUCAGUGACUUUGAAAUUCAGGUAUGGAAAUACUGCUGUUCAAAAAAAUAUAUCAAAAAAAUAAAAAAAGUUUUGCUCAACUUUAGAAUUAAUAAAUAUUGAAGUUUCUAUUGCAAAGAAUUUAUGGUUUCAUAGAAACUUGUCUGAAAAAAAGAAGAGUUUUCUUAAAUGUGUUUCUCAGGUUUUUAUGAGCUGUGAAAACAAUUUCAAUGGAUGUAAGUCUGUUCUAUAAUCUUUGGCGAUCGUUCAAACGAUUAUUGAAAAAUUUUAUAAGAGUUUCAAAGCCGUUUUAGGGUUCUUUUUUUUUGUUGAUUUUGACUUCCAAGACUUCUGCGCCAUUAGAAACCUCAAUAUGGAUUAUUCGAGAACCGCAAACGAAGAUUUUUUAAAAUAAUAACCCAACUGUCGGAAGAAUGGAACUAACAAUGCCAAUAACAGACUCCUUUACAAUGGAUCUUGGCGGUGAGUGCGGCGAUCCUGGGCCAAAGCGCUUUGAACAUGGGUCUUCUCGUGAUGGCACCUAUUUUGAUUUCUGAAGUUUGCCCUCACAACAUCCGCUCAACUGUCUCUCAGGUCGCAUAAGUUGGGUUCCGAUACUGAACUUCUUGUUUUAGUUCACACAAGUGCCUCCAAUAGUGAUCGCCGCACUUGAGGUGUUCAUGUUUCCGACUCUACGGGCUCACUUUGGCUUCACAAUGUUCCUUUUUCUUGGAUCAUCUUGUGCUGCCCUCGCCUUCAUCCUCCACAUACAGGUUAUAUUCAAACCUUGAAAAAAAAAAUAAAUUUAUUUUGGCAGAUGCUGGAAACGGCCGGAUUAGCGGUCGACGAAAUCGUGCACCGAAUUUCGGCCAACCGCAGAAGAGCUCACACGGCCAUCGGAUGGACGCACUACGGGAGUCUCUGGGACGAGGAGCCACCUCGCUUUUUCCCGCACUCUGAGAGCUCCAGCCUCAUCUCUAAAAGCAGCAACGCUAGUUUCGUAGAAAUGAACAGCCAGUACAAGUCUAUUUCCAAUUAUCUUCCAUCUAAGACCUCUUUACUGACAAGUCCUUCUUGAAAAAGUUCAUAUGUCUACGAUUUUUUUCGCACUUUUCAAACGUUUUAUGGGUUUUUUGUGCGGGUCAGUUCAUGAUCUUGUUUUUUUGUUCAGCUUUAUUGAAAAACAGUUCUGAGUCUAAAUAAAGCCAUUGAUUUAUCUUUCAUGUUCGACUACGAAAUGAGGAAAUCUUUUAAAAGAGAAAAUUGGAAUUUUUUUUUCGCAGUCUAUUGGAAGGCGUUUUGAUAUUUUCAAUAACUUCAGAGUUAGAAAACGAUUACCAAAAAUAACCGGGGGCGCACAAGGUGGGUCCGAGCAGGCUUAUGCAUCAGGUCAGGUGGCCCGGGCGUUGGGCCUCAUUUUUUUGAGAAUAAAUUUGCGCGGGCUUGGGCCGGGCCGGGUUUCGAAAAAUUCAAAACUUCAUCAAAAAAAUUUUUCACCGAAAAAAAUUCUUUUUUUACUUUUUAAAAAUCUUAGUUUCUGUUGAGCUCUGAAUUUUAAAAAAAAUGAGCAAAAACGAGACUUUAUGCCGUGUUCAAAGUAAUUUCCGCGAAAUGCAAAAUGGUCUCUGACCCUCCAAAAUUUAGUUAUCUUUCUCUUUCUCUGACGGCUAUUUUGAAUUUCGCGGAAUCACUUUGAACACGGCAUUAUAAAGUCUCGUUUAGUUGUGAAGAAAACUUGAUAUUCGACUUGGAAAAAAAAAUGAGCUUUUUUUCGGCUGGUUAUUUUUUUCCUUGAGACCCCGCUAAGGCCAGGGCCUGAGGUUGAGCAGGCUUGUGCGAGCCCGCCACCCUCCCGGCCCCCCGACCAUUUCGUAAGCCCGGCCUUAGCGGGACCUCAAGAAAAAAAUGGCCCGCCCGGCCCGAAACGCGCAAUUUUUUUAAAAGUCGGAUAUUAAGUUUUUACGACAAAAAUUACGUUUUUUUGCUCAUUUUUUUCACUUCAAGUUCAACAAAAACUAUGAUUUCAAAAAGUAAAAGUAACAUUUCGGUGAAAAUUUUUUAAAUGAAAUUUUAAAUUUUUUUUUGAAGCCCGGCCCGAGCCCACGCGGGCUUUUCCUGUAAAUAAGGCCCAAAACCCAGGCCGGGCUGCCCGGCCUAACGCACAAGCCUGGGGUCGAGUCAGAUUUCGCCGUUCGGCAAUUUUUCUGCGCUCCAUCGCUAACGCAGUGGAAAUUUUUCCAUUUUCCUGUAGAUUUUCAAAGUUUUGUAUAUAUGCCGUGCUCAAAGUGAUUCCGCGAAAUGCAAAAUGCCCGUUAGAGAAACGAAAAGAUAACUAAACUUAGGAGAGUCAGAGAUCAUUUUGCAUUUCGCGGAAAUCACUUUGAACACGGCAACAAUUUUGUUUUUGCUUACAUGCCUCGUUCAUAGUUAUCUUGGUGAACUCGAAAUUAUCUCCGAAACUUCGAAAGUUUUUCUUUUAUUUUUCACUUUCCGACGAUCAUUUCAAGUCUCCUGUAAUUAUUUUCAACACGGAAUUGACUUUACCGUUUUUAACAUUUUCACUAAAGUAAUGCAUCAUCAAUCACUAUUAUAUAGAAAUAAUUUAUAAUUUAAAUUUGAAAUUAAAAAAGAACGAGAAGGUACUGCAAUUCGCUUCUAAUUUUUUUAUCAAUUCAAAAUUCAAACGAAAUUGAAAUAAAAGAGUUUAUUUACAGGUAUGUUAAAAACCGAAUGCGGUUUAUUUAUUUGUAUUGUUAUUAUGUACUGCGAAGUGUGCAGAAAAUCAAAGAAGAGAGACAGUAGGAUUGUCAUCGGAAGAGGAAGCCGUGGUUUCGCCAUUUAGCGGCUAAAUCGAAAUUUGGUAUUGUAAUGAUUAUUGUUAGAAUUUCUAAAUAAUUUUAGAUGCUCUCAAAAUAUCUUUCGACGAUUUGAACCCUGACGACGUUGAGAGUCGACCUGUAGAACCAGCACAGACCGCCGGUGAAGAGUUCACAUUGGAGAAAAAAGCUGUUUUGACUCCGUUCGUUGUUAUGUUUGAACCAUAAUGUGUUUAUUUACUUUGAAGAGAUGUCAAUGAGCAAGCAGAAGCUUUCUUCACUCGAGCAUUAUCGUUCCUAGAGCGAGGAAAAGGUCAUGGGAGAGAUGGAAAAAUGGCCGCCUACAAGCUCAUUGAACAAACGAGUCUUCUCGGCCACACCGAAUCUCAGAAAUUGAUUGGUGAGAGUUCUCAAAGUCUGCUUUUUGAACAGUUUCUUCCAGCGUUCGCUUACAUGUUAGGCGACUAUGCUCGCUGGUCGACGGAAGAGGCGAAGAAAAUCUUCAUGGAACUGCAGUCGACUGGCUCUCCCGAUUCUCAACUAGGUAGCAUCGAGUUUUUGUGAAUUUCAAAUCAAAUGGUUGUUUAAGCGCUGGGUUUCAUGCACGCGACGGGGAUCGGCUUCAGUAAAACCAAUCAAGCCAAAGCAUUCGUUCAUUAUAUGUUCUCUGCACUUGGCGACAACCCUCUCGCACAAAUGGCCAUGGUUAUUUUCUCUUUUUUAUCGGAAACUUUGAUUUGAUUUCAGGGUUUUCGAUAUCACGCAGGUGUGGGAGUACCGCAGAAUUGCGAGACAGCUUUGUCUUAUUACCAAAAAGUAAAUAUAAAACUGAAAAUUAGUCGGGGCUAUGACUUUGUUUCGAAAAUCUAUCUGUCUAUUCGAUUUUGUUUUGGAUAUUAAUAUUUGAAGGGAAGAAAAAUCUCCAAAAAAUAUUUAGGUUGCAAAGAAAGUAGCAAGUGGAGUUAGAUUCGCCACGGGAUUGGCGAUCCAAAGAGUUCGUUUGACUGACGAAGCGGUUCGUUGGAAUAAUGUUACCUCUGCUCACGGAAAGUUGGUUCAGGAUCCGACUGUAACUUCUAUUCCCAACACGACGCCUCUAGAUCCAAACCUACUUGAGUACUACCGAAUGAUUGCAGAGAAAGGAGACGUCUCGGCUCAAGUUUGUUGCUACAAUUAGUUUCACAUCACUGUUAAGUUCAGCUGAGUCUUGGUCAAAUAUACCUUUCUGGAAAUCGCGGUGUGCAACAGGACUACGAAUUAGCUUACAAGUUGGUAUUUCUUGGGGAAACCUCUUGGGAACCUGUUCUCAGGUACUUCUCGGCGGCGGGAGAAGCGGGAAACACGGCGGCGUACGCUUUUCUGGGGAAAAUGUACCUUGACGGAACUUCUUCCACACCUGCCAACAACAGAACUGCUUUCCAGUUCUUCCUCAAGGCUGCCGACAAGGUUUCCAAUUUUUUUUUCGUAUUUUAAACGAGCUGCUAAACUCAGCUCAUUCCACAUGCCUUCGAUUCGAUAGGAAAAAAGGAACCUUGAUAUUGCAAACAAAAUAUUUUGUGAAUUGAAGAAGAUCGAAAAUAACGCUUAAGUGAAGUCAUUGAAAAACUUUCUUGAUGACCAAUAAAGGACGUUUCAAGGAAAAUAAAAAAAAAUUCGUGCAUUUUGUUUUCUAAUCAGUCCUUAUCUCUUGUUUCAUGCAGGCAAAUCCGAACGGACAAGCGGGACUGGGAAUCAUGUACUUGCAAGGGCGUGGGGUGAAGAAAAACAUCGACAAAGCUUUCAAAUUGCUCACUCUGGCCGCUGAGCAAGGACACGUCGAUGGACAACUUUUUCUGGGCGAAAUGCAUUACAGUUCGUUCUCAGCCAAUAAUUUGAAAAAUUGACGCGGAUUUCAGAAGGUAUUCCUACCUCAGCUGGUUACAAACGUGACUUCAAAACGGCGCUCCGUUACUUCCAGGUGCUGCAUCUUUUUUUUAUCCGAGUCGUUAAUCAUUAUAAGCAAAAAAAGUUUCUUUUUCGUGUUUAGAAAACUGAGGAAAGUAGAAAAAAAGAUUUUUUCGGUCUACCAUAGUUCAUGUGUAGAAAAAAAGAUUUUUUCGGUCUACUAUAGUUCAUGUGAAAGAAACAAGGAAACUUCAUUCUAUGAUUGGACACAGAUCAAUUAUGCCGUUCUUUCACAUCGUCUAAAUACAAAUUAUAAGAAAGUAAAAAUGAAAACAAUGUUUUGAAGAAGCCUAUGAAUAAUUUCUUUCUUUCGAAACUUUUCUUUUUCCAGAUGGCUUCUCAGAAUGGCCAUGUCCUAGGAUACUACAAUUUGGCUCAGAUGCACGCAACAGGUAUGAGUGCAAAUUUCUUCACUUUUUUUGAAGUUUUCGAAAUAUUAAUAAGUAUUAUGAGAGUCAAGGGGCUGGGAAUGGCAAAAGAAAGUUUUCUUUGAGACUUGAAAAUCGAAAUUUUUGACACAUGCUGGUUCUUUUUAUUUCGAAAAUUUGAGGAACGGGCGUCGGGCGGUCGUGCUCCCACGCGGUUGAACUUUACAAGAGCGUCGCGGAACGGGGUCGAUGGGGCGAACGAUUGAUGGAGGCCUACUCUGCUUACAAGGUUUUUCUUUUACAUUUUCAUGUGCUUCUCGAUAUUUUCAGUUAUUCUCCGCAAUACGCGGAAGUAUAAUUAACUAUAUUAUUAAUAUUACUAACUGACGGAAUCUGUGAAAAACUUUCUUUUUUUAAAAACGACGUUUCUAAUGACAUAGACUAGAGUUCGCUUGAGGCUUUGAAGAAAAUUCAGAAAAACUCUAAAAUAUGUUUCCUCUUUAUUAGAAACCGAAGCAAAACAGUUAUAAUCGCAAUUUUUCCGAUAAGGAUAUUCAAACUUUCAACUCCAAAAACAAGUAUACAUUGUCUAGUGAGCUUUGUUUAUAAUGACAUAGACUAGAGCUCUGAACUUUCAAAACGCAUCAUCAAUUUAUUUCAAGUUCUCCUAGCUCCUACUAACGUGUGUUUCAGGCAGGACGUCUCGACGAGGCUGCAGUCAAGUACAUGUUCCUUUCGGAGUUAGGAUACGAAGUGGCGCAGACUAACUUGGCGUUUAUUCUGGACAGAGGUCGGACUGCUGUUUCUCACAGCGAAACUCUUCGAUUUGUUCAGGAGAGGCGAAAUCUCUGUUCCACACAGACCGGGAGAACAAUCUCGAACGGGCCUUCCUCAACUGGCAGCGGUCGGCCAACCAGGAGUACGCGUUGGCGCGUAUCAAACUCGGCGACUACUACUACUACGGCAUCGGCACUGCGCCCGACCGCACUAUGGUGCUUCGACGAUUCCCCGGCUAUCUGACUCCAUUGUUUCAGGCCUUCUCCAACUACAAACUUGCGGUGGAUCGUCACGCCCAGGCGCAGGCCAUGUUCAAUCUCGGCUACAUGCACGAGGUCGGCGAAGGCAUCACCCGAGUACGUCUUCUUUAUUUUAUACUCUCAAAAAAAGAACUGUUAUGAUUCAAAAAACCAUGUGAACCAUAUCUUAACAUUGAGUUUAUUGUUUAAUGCGGUUCUCGCAGACUUGAGGAAAUUUUCCAUCUCGGGCUAUGGGAGAAUCUUUGAUUAUAGUGGGAAAAUUUUCCGUUUGUACCUCUUUUCGCAAAAAAUCUGCAUAAAUUAGACGAAGCGAUUCUUUUAUAUUGAAAUCGUCAGAUUUGAAAAUAAUUCACACGUUUUCACAAUUAUUUGUUUUCUUAUGAGGAAGUUCACUCUUAGGCUUCACUGAACAACACAUGGAAAAUAUUGAAGUUAUUAACAAGCUGUAGCUAGGAACCGACAGGAGCUUGUGUAGAUGGAACUGUUGAAAGGGUUCAUAGUGAGGGUAUGCCGUAAUUAAACAUGUCUUCUGAGAUCUUUUAGAUUAGAAGCUUCUCGGGGUUUCUGAAAGGACAGAGACCUUUUCCAGCUUUAUUAUUGAUGUAGCACGAAUUGAAUAUUUUACUUUUUUCUCAAUUUCUUCUGCAGGAUUUGCAUUUGGCCAAGAGGUUCUACGACAUGGCUAUCGAGCACAGUUCUGAUGCCUACGUUCCAUCGAAGCUGGCUUUAGCCAAAUUGAACGUCGUCUUCUUUUUGGAAGAAAUCAAUCAGGUACGAUAUAAAAGUUCUACUAUUUUUUCCUUCCUUUGUUAUUCCUUUUUCCAGAAAAAUGGAUAUUUUUCAGAUGCCUGUCGUGAAGUUCAUCGAACAGCAUCUGGGCCCUUACUGGGACAUUUUUCUCAUGGGAAUCCUUCUCUUAGUCCCGUCGGCUAUCUUUUUCUACCGACAAAGAAUAUUAUGAUGAACUUUAUAAUAUGAUGUGAUUACAUAAUGAUCUUUUCAUGAUAUAAUUUAUUUUCCGUCAUCACUCUCGCCACUUCUUUCCCAUGUAUACGAGCCGUUUCACUCUUCAUUGUGAGUUCCUAGAUAAGAUUAUUUUACUUAUUGUUAAUUUAUUCGGGUUUCGACGUCUUAUUAACUUGUAUAAGUCAAUUUUAAUAAAAUCUCGGGGUUAUAUUUGAAUUUUCUUUUUUUUUUCACUUUUGCUGUGUUCAUCGGCUGAACUAUUCUAAACUUUUGAUUGUGCGGAAAAUGUUGUUUUACUAUGAUUUUUCAAUUCAGAUGUCUUCGUUGUUGCCCUUUACACAAAUUCGAACAAACACUGUGAACUUCUUCAUGAGAAGUUGCUCAUUUUUAGGUUUUCUUCUCAUAAUUAUACUUUCCAGGGAGUGGAGGAGAGCUCUGGAAAACCCUGACCUCUGUUUCGAAGUCUGGUCAAAAGAAAGGACGUCGCAAUACAAGACAGCCUGUCAGACCUCUUCAAAAGUUUUAUCGCAUUGGAUCAAGUUCGUUCGAUUCUUCCGUAAAAGUUUGAGCGUUAGAAUUUUCUACUUUAAAAUUUUAAGUUCUUAAAAUUUUCAAUUUUUAUCGAAAGAAAUUAAAAUAAUUUAUGGGAUUUCUCCGAGUAAUUGCUAUGCUUGAAAUUCUCGGUUUAACAGGUCCAAUGAAAGUGCAAUUUCCUGGCUUGAAUGCUCCUCUGGGAGAGAUGAGGGAUCAUUCGGUCAUUGACUUAGCCGAACAAACUGAGGAAGAAGUCAAGGAAUCCUUCGGAGCUGUUCGAAAAACUUUGGAAGAGAAAGACAGGUGUCGAUUGAAGAAAUGAAGUCGAGAAACGACUUUUUCAGCGGUCGGAAGAAAAGAAACCGCGAAAAGUUGCAUCCUAUGGAGCGCGGAUUCAGCGGAACUCAACUCGUCGGCCAGAAACUCGGUCCUCCGCCGCCCUCGGAUGGCGUCGACUACAGCAAUUUCGAGACCUACUGUCUUGAGGUUACACUUCGAAAAGCUUUUAUUUCGAAAGUGCAUUUUCGGGAUAAUACUCUGAAAGUUCUUUCUUUCUGAUUUCAAACCAGCUCUUCGAAAAAACAAACCAAGAGAAACUUUCUUUUAUUAAAAGCGUUAUUGAUUCACAAAAAAUACUCUAUGGCGGUUAUAAAUCUUUCUUUAGUCUUGAUUUUACUCCCCUUUUUAAGAAUCAUCCAAAUUUUUAAUUUUUUGCAAUACAUUAAAGUUUUUUCUAGUACCUGUUUGUGCAAAAAAAAAAAACACUUGUAUAAUUGAAUAUCCAUUAUCGUAAAUCUAUUUUGGAGAAAAAAAGAAUGUUUCCGAAAUGAGAAGUUCAGGUCAAAAGGACUUCGAACAUGACGAACGUGUUUGGCCGAGUGCAUACGAUGUCAGCCCUUGUUGUAACGGGAAAUGGAAAAGGCCUGGCUGGGUAUGCGGUCGGAAAAGUGAGCAAAAAUCGAGACGCUCGAAGAAAACAUUCUCUCAGGCCCCCAUCCACAGAACCACCACUGCCAUCAUCAAUGGCAUGAAUAUGGCUGCCAGGAAAAUGUUCUUUGUUGAGUUACACGAAGGUCGCACCAUCUUCCAGGUGAGCAGACGGAAAGUUGCAGUUAGGAGAGAAGAGAAGUUUCAAAGUGGGAAAACAAUUUCACACAAAAAUGACCUCCUCUGUCAGCAUUAGUGGCCAAGAUUUUUUCUAUCCAAAAUGAAUUAUUUCCCGCAUUAAAAGAGUUUGUCUGUAGGACUUUUACGCGGAAUGUCGUAACACCAGAGUUUUUGCACAACGACGGCCGCCUGGCUACGGACUGACUUGUCAUCCGCGACUCAUCAAAAUUUGCGAAGUUUCUUCCCUCCGAAUAUUUCAUUCUAACUGAUUCCUUGUUUUUAGGCGAUCGGAAUCAAGGACAUUUACGUCAAAGUCGAGGGAUCCACGAAGAAUUAUUUGGCUCUAACUCAUGCUUUUGUGACCGGACUUCUCAACCAAGAAACUCACCAACAGCUUGCCGAGAGAAAAGGUCGAGGAACUCUGAAAAAAAAAAAAGAAAUAACGGAGACGUUUUUAGGUCUUCAUGUCGUGGAGAUGUCGCCGUCGCGCCAUUUCUUGCCGCUAAUUGUCGCUUCUCCGAUUUCCACCGAGCUAAAAGUCGAAGAUGAACUUGAAGCCAUAGACGUCAGUUUUCUUGACCUCAUGAUUAUUUCCUUGUUCCAACACUCUUUUUUUCUCUCAUUUUUAGUUCUGGGUUAAUGUAGGGAUUUUCAUGCGAAAAAUUACUACGAAAUAUACUUUCACACGUCAGUUUUAAAUUUUCCAAAAAAAAUGCUUAUUUUUUAUCGUCAAAUUGUGGUGCUACAGGGAAGUGAGGUAGUAUGUGAUCAUCUCCAGAACAAGGUUGGGGUACGAAAGUUAAAACUAUCAGACAGGAAAGUGUGAAUCAGAUUAGGAUUUUAUCAGACAUGAAAAUUUAAUAGGUUUGUAAAUAUAGCGCGAGAGACUGUAUGUGCAUUAUUAAGUAGUUAUGCAUAGAAAUUUUGGUAAGAUUCCUCGAAAGUAAAAAAAAAAGAGAUGAAGGCGGAAAAAUAACAAGGCAAUUGCAGCGGUUGAAUUUGGACGACUUUUAUGGAGAAGGCCGAUAUCCUCUGCGCAAACCGAAGGAACUUCCAUUUUUCGCGAAUCUGGAAGGUCACUUGGAAGCGAGGUGGCGAAAGCAUCCAUUCAGGAAUCACGAGUCGGUAAGGAUCCGAGCUGGAGAUGUGCCUUAAGAAAAAAGAACAGGUCAUGAUUCGACUGCUUUCCGACGGCGUCGUGCCGCGGUGGACGCGAGAUGCGCGACGCUCUUGGGCCGCCGAGCGACACGAGCGACUGACGACCGGCGUCGAGUCGCUGCCCCUCGGCAUCGGACUUUCAGACAUCGUCGAGAAGAAGGAAGACUGA